CGCUGCUGUGCUGGGUUGGAUCCACUACUUUUUGUGCUGUUCCCCAACAAAUUUGAACCACGCUUGCGAUGGCUGACGAUUACAGGCAAGAACAGCUGGACGAGGUGGAGUCCCUGGAAGCCAUCUACCCGGACCUCUUCACAAAACUGUCGGAUGACCCGCUCUCCUUCAAGCUGGUCAUUGUGAGCGAUGAAUCCAGCUCACCAGAUGAUCCCGAAGCAACGAGCUCGGUCACUCUGACGGUCACAUACACGCCGACAUAUCCCGAGGAGGCACCGGUGAUUGAAAUCUCAAGCUCGCUGUGCGUGAGCGCGGCUGCAAAGGAGAAGCUGCAAGAGGUGAUCAAGACGGAGAUUGAGGACAACCUCGGCAUGCCGAUGGUGUCCGUGGUGCAGAUGACGGUGAAGGAGGCCCUUGACGAGAUCAACGAGCAGGAGCGCCAGCGCAUUGUCGACGACCGUAUCCGCGCAAAGGAGGAGGCUGAAAUGAAGGAGCUGGAGCGGCUGACGGCCGGCACGGCGGUGACAAAGGAGUCGUUUAUGGCGUGGCUGACACAAUUCCAGGAGGAAAUGGCCAAGAAGAAGGGCGCCCCAGCAAAGGCAAAGGCAUCAUCUUCAAAGCUCACAGGAAAGCAGCUGUUCCUCACAGACACGAAGAUGCAGACCUCAGACUCAUCGUUCAUGGAAGAAGGCGAUCUUGAUGUUGACCGGGCGCUGUUCUCGGAUAUGGACAUGGAGGACCUCCCAGACGACCUCUGAUGUGUGCGUGUGUGCGUGUGUGUGUGUGUGUGUGUGCGUGUGUGUGUGCGUGUGUGUGUGUGUGU
Salpingoeca rosetta is the source of this 823-nucleotide messenger RNA. RefSeq lists its product as uncharacterized. The record is from RefSeq and is a predicted model, not a curated record. Lineage: Eukaryota; Choanoflagellata; Craspedida; Salpingoecidae. Bases 69 to 758 code for a protein of 229 amino acids. Gene Ontology annotation, molecular function: protein binding. The transcript has 7 exons. Gene Ontology annotation, biological process: cytoplasmic translation.